Molecule: messenger RNA, 1608 nt
Organism: Diaporthe citri
Lineage: Eukaryota; Fungi; Ascomycota; Sordariomycetes; Diaporthales; Diaporthaceae
Exons: 2
Coding region: 1-1608 (535 amino acids)
Cellular component (GO): cytoplasm
Molecular function (GO): zinc ion binding; nucleic acid binding
Source: RefSeq, a predicted model, not a curated record
AUGGGCGCCCAGCAAUCAUCGCAAGACGGCGCUGGCGCCCGCAGCGCCAAUGACGGGUCUGCAACUGUCCGCAAGACAUGUUACUACGAAGUUCUCGAAGUAGACCGGUCUGCCGACGAUGCGGAAAUCCGGAAGGCGUAUAAAAAGAAGGCCCUCGAGCUGCACCCGGACCGCAACUUCAACGAUGUCGAGAACGCUACCAAGAAGUUCGCCGAGGUUCAGACUGCGUACGAGAUCCUCUCCGAUCCACAGGAACGAGCGUGGUACGACUCUCACCGUGACGCCAUUCUCCGCGGCGACGCCGACUCCGACGAUGUCCCUCCAGAGCACUACAAUGUCCGCCUGACCACCACCGAGGAGAUCAUGACCCUCAUGGGCCGCUUCAGCCGCUCCGUUCCUUUCAACGACAGUCCCAAUGGCUUCUUUGGCAUACUUGACAUCAAAUUUGGCCAGCUCGCGACCGAAGAGGAGGCGGCCUGUAACUGGGAAGGCGCCGCGCCAGUCGAGUACCCGCCCUUCGGCUCCAGCGACGACAACUACGAUCUCGUCGCCAAGCCCUUCUACAACGCCUGGUCCAGCUUCUCCACCAAGAAGUCUUUCAGCUGGAAGGAGAAGUGGCGGCUGUCUGACGCCCCUGACCGCCGCGUGCGCCGGCUGAUGGAGAAGGAGAACAAGAAGAUUCGCGACGACGCCAUACGGGAUUUCAACGACGCCGUCAGGUCGCUCGUCGCAUUCGUCAAGAAGCGUGACCCCCGAUAUGUGCCCAACACGCAGUCCGAAGCGGAGAGGCAAAAGGUCUUACGUGACUCUGCCAUUGCCCAGGCUGAACGAGCCCGUGCAGCGAACCAGCAGAAGUUGAGCGAGGCCUACGUCGCGGACUGGGCGCAGUCGAGGGGAGACAAUGACGAGUACAAUGACGAGUUCGCGACCAGCGAGGAGGAGUCCGAGGUGGAACAUUUCGAGUGCGUUGUGUGCAACAAGACGUUCAAGAGCGAGAAACAAUACGAGGCCCACGAGAAGAGCAAGAAGCAUGUCAAGGCCGUGCAGCAGUUGCGGAGACAAAUGAAGCAAGAGGAUCUGGUUUUCGACCUGGACGAGCCCGCGGAACCGACAGAGGCUGGCGGUGAUGAACCCCCAGCUCCGAAAGCCGCGCAAGAGCCAGUGGAAAGCGACGCCAAAGCCGACACGGUGACCAGUGAAGCACAAGAGGAUGUGGAAGAUGAGUCGGCUGGGUCGUCUUCUGAGAAAUGGAAUGACGAGUAUGCACCGCGUGAAGUUGUUGAGAGACGUCUCGCGCCGGGAUCAAGGACAGAUAGUCCGAACCAAAAAGACAGCAGCGACGAACUCGAGGCACAAAUGACAGAAGUGACCCUCGACGAUGAUUCAGUGCCCAAGCAAGAAAUAGGCAAGGCCAAGCUGAACAAAGCCAAGUUGAAGAGGGCCAAGAAGGCGGCUAACCAAGCGGCCCAAACCCCCUCGAACAAAUGUGCAGUGUGCGGCGAGGAUUUCGAGUCCCGCACCAAACUCUUCAAGCACAUCAAGGACGAAAGCCACGUAGGACUCAAGCCGGCAACGCAAGCUGGUAAAUCCGGUAAGAAAAAGAGAUGA